UGUGCGCGCGCGAUUUCCGGCGAGGUUCGGCGUCAGUCGGUGCCGAGCCGCCGAGUCGUGCGGAUCGAAGCGAAGCGUGGGUUCGGGGAUUCGUCGCCGCCACUCAGGGGGUUAGUCGCGUGGCGAGUGCGUGCGAGUCUUGUGGGGGGCGUAUCUCGACGAAGGAUUCAAGUGACAAGGACGAGAGUGACAGAAGAGAUGAGCGGACUGCUGAAGCUGUCGGCCUCGUUGCUGCCGAGGAAUCUGUCCGGGACGGCGACUUUGAAUAAGCUGGGACUGCCGCUACUCAGCAACCGGAAGCUGCAUCACACACCGGACGGCCGAGCGGCCAAGAUCUCCGACGCGAUCUCCAAACAAUACCCGCUGGUGGACCACACGUAUGACGCAGUGGUGGUAGGAGCCGGUGGUGCUGGUCUUCGGGCGGCCUACGGCCUGGUGGCCGAGGGCUUCAAGACCGCGGUGAUCACCAAGCUGUUCCCGACGAGGUCGCACACGGUGGCUGCCCAGGGCGGCAUCAACGCCGCUCUGGGCAACAUGGAGGAGGACAACUGGCAGUGGCACAUGUACGACACCGUCAAGGGUUCGGACUGGUUGGGCGAUCAGGACGCUAUUCAUUACAUGACCCGCGAGGCCCCCAAAGCUGUCAUCGAGCUGGAGAAUUGCGGCAUGCCCUUCAGCCGAACCACCGAUGGCAAAAUCUAUCAACGCGCGUUUGGCGGUCAAUCGCUCAAGUUUGGCAAGGGUGGCCAGGCUCACCGAUGUUGCUGCGUCGCCGACAGAACCGGGCAUUCCUUGCUGCACACGCUCUAUGGCCAGUCGCUGAGCUACGACUGCAACUACUUCGUCGAAUACUUCGCGCUCGACCUGCUGAUGGAGGACGGCGAGUGCCGCGGUGUGAUCGCGCUCUGUCUCGAGGACGGAACGUUGCAUCGCUUCCGCGCCAAGAACACGGUGCUCGCCACCGGAGGCUACGGACGCGCCUACUUCUCCUGCACAUCCGCACAUACCUGCACCGGUGACGGCACUGCCAUGGUCUCCAGAGCCAAUCUGCCUAAUCAGGACCUUGAAUUCGUACAAUUUCACCCCACAGGUAUCUAUGGUGCUGGAUGUCUGAUCACGGAAGGCAGUCGCGGCGAAGGUGGUUAUCUGAUAAACAGCGAAGGCGAAAGGUUUAUGGAACGUUACGCGCCGGUAGCGAAAGAUCUGGCAUCGCGAGACGUAGUGUCCAGAUCUAUGACAAUGGAAAUCCGAGAGGGCAGAGGCGUCGGAUCGGAGAAGGAUCAUAUUUACUUGCAGCUACAUCACCUGCCGGCUGAACAAUUGGCCGCUCGAUUACCAGGAAUUUCAGAGACAGCGAUGAUAUUUGCCGGUGUCGACGUGACUCGGGAACCCAUUCCCGUCAUACCCACCGUACACUACAAUAUGGGAGGAGUACCAACGAAUUACAAGGGUCAAGUGUUAACAAGAGAAAACAAUGAGGAUAAAGUAGUACCCGGGUUGUAUGCAUGUGGUGAGUCAGGUUGUGCAUCUGUUCACGGUGCCAAUCGAUUAGGUGCCAAUUCUCUGUUGGAUUUAGUCGUAUUCGGACGUGCUUGCGCUAAAACUAUCGCCCAGGAGAAUAAGCCGGGCGAGACGAUCGGCUCUCUCAAGCCUAACGCAGGCGAAGAGACAGUGGCUAACUUAGAUUGGGUCAGAAACGCCAACGGUUCCAUAUCCACCGCGGACUUGCGGCUGACCAUGCAGAAAACCAUGCAGACGCACGCGGCGGUAUUUAGAGAUGCCGAAACCUUGCAAGAAGGCAAUCGAAAGAUGAUCGAUCUCUACAAGAAACUCGACGAAGUGAAGGUCGCAGACAGGUCUUUAAUAUGGAACUCCGAUCUGAUAGAAACAUUAGAGCUGCAAAAUCUUAUGAUCAACGCGAUGCAGACCAUUGUAGGGGCGGAGAACAGAAAGGAAAGUCGCGGUGCGCAUGCUCGCGAAGAUUACAAAGACAGAAUCGACGAGUAUGACUAUAGUAAACCGAUCGAGAACCAGCAGCCCAAGCCAUUUGAUCAGCAUUGGAGAAAGCAUACGCUAUCGAAGAUCAAUCCGAGAACGGGAGAGGUGUCUCUCGACUACAGACCGGUGAUCGACGUUACCCUCGACGAACAGGAAUGCGCGACAGUUCCACCAGCGAUUCGUUCCUAUUAAAUAAAUUCUAUAAAUAGAAUAUUAAAAACCAUCGCCUUUCAUCGAUCGCCUACGAAUUUUCUGCGCAAGAUUCUCGAUACUGUUUAAAUAAUCGUUUCAAUAAUACUUUUAGAUCGAAGUAACGGAACGGGAGAAUCGUCGUCGCGGCGAUCUUUGCUCUACUACUAUUACUGUGCGCAGCAAAGGUAUUAAUUUAUUUUACACACAUAUACAAACUUCAUAGUGCACCAAAGUUGAUUCUUGUCAUCGCUUGCGCCGCGAGUCGCGAGCAGGAUUAGUGAUCCUUGUAGGAUGCUGAGAUUAUUAUCUUCUCGUCUUGUACAGAGGAGUUCGCUCGAUCUCGCUCAGCGGAAUCGGUGCUUCAGUUUAACAUAAAAUAAUAGUCAAAACUAGAACGAAUCGCGGUAAACAGAGGAGCCCGGAUAUAGAAUACGGACAUUUUGAGGAAAUGCGUUUUUUCUUUCCUCCUGUGUAAUAUAAUACGACGUAUCCGGUUACGUAUCGCGAUCUCUUUGCGUUCAAGCCACAGUACAAUGAUACUCUCGCGUGCAAUGGUGCUUUCAUAGCUAAACACAAAUGAAGAACUCAAUGAAUAACAUCAUUAUGCUUGAAGUAUAAAAGUAUACAUUAUGUAAUAAAAUUCUUGUAAAUUUUAAUAAGAAAUUAUUAACGACAUUCAAAUACUCUGCUGGUAGGAGUUUCUUGAAUUAAUUAUUCAUCUUCUCUACAGGAAUUAUUUAUUAUACGAUCAUAAUUAAUUUUCGUAUUUUUUAUUUAUUAACAAAACAUUGGUGUUCUGUGAACUAUUGCACGCGAUAGUAUUUUAACACUAUACUGCAAUUAUUACAUUAUUUUCGAUGUCAAUUUUGUUUAUUGUAACUAUGUAUACAUAUAUUUUUAGCAUUACAGAGAUAUACAGAAUUGUUUGAAAAAAUUUAUUUUUAAAUACUCAUUUUUGUAAUGUUCUUUUUUUGCAAAUUUAUGGAAAUUAAUAUUCGCACCGUCUGUUAUACUUUUUCGUUUGAAAAUUGUUUGAAUCAUUUGAAUAUUUAUAGAUAGAUGUUAUCUAUGUGCAAAAAUAAUUAGAAGCAAAUAUUCUUUUAAAAAACAAUCACUUUUGUUGCGGCUGGAAUACUUAAAUAUUUUAUAAGAAAGGCGACAUAGAAGCAAUCCUUUUUGUUAAAAUGUUAAAACUAAAAACCAACUAUAUAUAUGUAUUAUUUAUUAUAUAUAAUAAUCUUUUACAAAAAAACACUGCAUCUUUUCAAAGUAAUUCAUUCUUUUCUUUAUUUAAGUCAAAAUUAUUUUAUUAUAUCUCAAGUUUAGUAUUAGAUAAGGAUAAGUGAUAAGGAAUUAAAUAAUGCAUAUUAAAUAAGUAAAUAAAUUUAUAAAUGAAUAAUAUUCGUGUAAUAUUUUAAUUUUUUACUAAUUAAAACUGUUUCUAUGUCGUUUUCUAAUAAUCGUACUGAUAAUACACUGCGUAAAAUGUGACUUUGAAUAAUGUACUAAAAUACGCGACAUAUAAAUAUAAAAUAUUAUCAUCUGUAUAAUUAUCUGUAAAAAGAUAGUGUGAACGUGCUGCUUGGCAUGAUCAAAAUGUACAUAAGAUGCGAAAAAUGUCAAUAAACCAUUGAUAGAUCUUUUAUUCAAUGGAACUAAAUGAUUCACUACACACGGUGGAUUAUUCUGGUAUAAGUACAUUUUAAAAACUUUACAUUUUAAAUAAAACUAUUUUGCCGCAA
Messenger RNA from Nylanderia fulva, 3932 nucleotides. RefSeq names its product succinate dehydrogenase, subunit A (flavoprotein) (gene SdhA). Gene Ontology annotation, cellular component: respiratory chain complex II (succinate dehydrogenase). The record is from RefSeq and is a predicted model, not a curated record. Gene Ontology annotation, molecular function: electron transfer activity; succinate dehydrogenase (quinone) activity; flavin adenine dinucleotide binding. Gene Ontology annotation, biological process: tricarboxylic acid cycle; mitochondrial electron transport, succinate to ubiquinone. Lineage: Eukaryota; Metazoa; Arthropoda; Insecta; Hymenoptera; Formicidae.